This is a messenger RNA of Striga hermonthica, 906 nucleotides long. The record is from the annotation of a GenBank genome assembly. Lineage: Eukaryota; Viridiplantae; Streptophyta; Magnoliopsida; Lamiales; Orobanchaceae.
ACUUUCCGGAGACGUUGCUUACAUUUUUCGUCCUUGCCCCUAUUUACCCUUAUUUUUCUCAACUUUUUUUAAACGUGUACGAUUUUGCUUUAAAACACGAUAGGGCAAUGAAUUUAUGUUAUCCGCAUCAAAUAAUGGUGUCGUGUUCGAAAACAAGUCUUUCCAGAGACGUUGCUUACAUUUUUCGUUCUUGCCCCUAUUUACCGUUAUUUUGCUUGACUUUUUUAAACGUGUAUGAUUUUGCUUCAAAACACGAUGAGUUGAUAAAUAUAAGUUAUCCACAUCAAAUAAUGGUGCCGUGUUCGAAAACAAGUCUUUCAGGAGACGUUGCUUACAUUUUUCAUUCUUGCCCCUAUUUACCCUUAUUUUCCUCGACUUUUUUUAAACAUGUACGAUUUUGCAUCAAAACACGAUGGGGCGAUAAAUAUAUGUUAUCCAACUCAAAUAAUGGUGCCGUGUUCGAAAACAAGUCUUUCUGGAGACGUUUCUUACAUUUUUUGGUCUUUCCCUUAUUUACCUUAUAUUCCUCAACUUUUUUAAAUGUGUACAAUUUUUCUUCAAAACACGAUGGGGUGAUAAAUAUAUGUUAUCCACAUCAAAUAAUAAUGCCGUGUUCGAAAACAAGUCUUUCCGGAGACGUUACUUACAUUUUUCAUUCUUGCCCCUAUUUAACCUUAUUUUCCUCGAAUUUUUUAAACGUGUACAAUUUUGCUUCAAACCACGAUGGGGCGAUAAAUAUAUGUUAUCCACAUCAAAUAAUGGUGUCGUAUUCGAAAACAAGUCUUUCCGGAGAUGUUGCUUAUAUUUUUCGUUCUUGCCCUUAUUUUGUUGGAACCCACGAGGAUCUCGAUAUGCACAAAUCACGGACAAACAUUCAACAUAAACCUAUGCGCAGCGGAUCUAAAG